Messenger RNA from Amoebophrya sp. A25, 1532 nucleotides. The record is from the annotation of a GenBank genome assembly. Lineage: Eukaryota; Dinophyceae; Syndiniales; Amoebophryaceae.
CGGAAAAACAAUUAUUGCAGGCUCUCAUGAAGGAAGCCGAAGAAAAAUAUCCAGUGGUGCCAAGACCACGAAGGACUGAAGAAGCUUCUAGUACUGAACGUCAGCACAUCCUAGUAGAUGAAGACGAGAAAGCAUUGAACAUGGAUAGGCAACGUCAGUCCGGUCUAAAUGAUGAUGAAGACGAAGAAGAUGGCGAUGAUGAUGAUGAUGAUGAUGGCGAUGAUGAAGUGGUGAACAAGCACAGCGACCACUCUGACAGCGACACAGACGAGCAGCCACGACCUGAGAACAGCAUGAAUACAGAGAAUCUAAAUAUAUCAACGGAUGAAGUACGACCAGAAGAUGACCAAGGGAACGGAAGCGACUUCAGCAUAGAAGAUGAGCCAGGCAACUUUGAAGGCGAGGAUGGUGACGAGGUUCAGGGUGAUUCUGGCAGUGAUGUGGCAGACGUCACACCACUCGCUGAAAAUACAGAGGAAGACUUUUCUCCGGACGACGCAAACUACAGUUCAGCGACUCCAGAUGAAGAAGAGGAGGAAAACGUCGACGACGAAAGCUAUAGUUCAGGAACUCCAGACGAGGAAGAGGAGGACAUUGGCGACGAAGGGUACUGUGGUCCAGCAACUCCUGAUCCGGAUCCUGAUGAGACUUAUGAUUAUGAACCAGCAAACCCAGACGGAGAAGCAGGUGACAUUGUUGACGGUACUGAUUUGGUCAAUGCCGCUCUAGAUGUUGCUUUUUUUGUGUACAUGGCGUCAAUAGCUGGAGGACCCGAACCGUCACCAACAGCUGUUCAACGACCGCAAGCGAUGCAAGAUGAUAAUCAGGAGACUACUUUGCUGACCGACAACACUGACACCGCGGACGCUCUUCAAACAAUAGGACAAAAGAGCGAACAAGUAGAAGACACUGCUCCCUCGUCUCCAAGAACAGAAGAGACAGACCUGGUAGUUGAUAAUGCGGUUCCUAGCUCUGGUGACCUCAAACUGGUGAGUGAAGAUGAGCCUGAGAAGGAAUCUCUUGCCCAUGAUCAAGCGCAAGUAUUUAGUAACUACAAUAAACAAAAACAUCAACAUGAGCAGCUAGAACUUGAGAUACUGCAGGCGGCUCCUAACGAUGGCGUGGGUGGUGGAGGAUCGGAAGUGAUAUUAGAGACAGACGAGUAUAUGUACAUCGCACUACCGCCAACAGAGUCAGAUACCGAUAUUGACGCAUCGACAACAAAUUUGAGAAGUGAAUUCGUGACAGUGGGAAAACCCGAAAUUAUUUUGAGCUCAAAGAAGGAAGGACAAGGAAUUUGGACUUCCACUCCCGCAGUCUCGGAGCCAGAUCUACGAGGCUUGGUCACCGAAGACGAAAAGGAAAUCGAUAGAAAUAUCCAGCAGGCUGAAGUACAAAAACAUGAGGAUAUAUAUUUGGAUAUUAUCGAAACGAUUCCAGAGAGAAGCACGUCCAAGAACAAUCUACAAGAAGGGAACAAGAAUACUCCAGAGCUGCAGCAGGAAAGAGAACAGAAGUCUGGGCAAAGUAUG